AUGGAAGUCGCGCACAAGGUAGCGGAAAGCGUGUCGAACGUGGCAGGUGCAGCCGAGGAGUUCGCGCGACAAAUGACGGAAGGACAAGAGGCCGCUGCCGAGCAGAGCAAGGAGGACGUCGAGAUGAAGGAUGAGAGCGAGAAGAAACUGUCGCUGGAGGAGAGGAGAGCGAAGCUCGAGCAGCUCCGGAACAAAAUGCGCUCUUCCGCCAUCGCAAACCGCCAAUCCCUCGUCGAAGAGUCACAAAAGCAGAAACUUGGCGCGAAGGAAGCUGCACGUUUAGACCGGCAGCGCAAGCUGGCCGAGACACUCAGGCUGAAGGCCGAUGCGGAGGAGCGCGGCGAGGAUAUUGAACGCCAGAAGAACUGGGAGUAUACGAUUGAGGAGAACGAUGAGUGGGAGAAGAAGAAAGCGAGGAAGGCGCGCAGGGCGGAUUUCGAGUUCCAUGAUGAUGCACAUGCGGCGAGGAGGAAGUAUAAGAAGGACUUGGAUUACAUCAAGCCUGAUCUCGCUGCGUAUAAUCGGCAGAAAGAGGUCGCGCUAGGUCUCGCACCAGGUACACUUCUUAUACCGUCCAGUCAACAGCAACAGCUUGCGGCGGAGAGUCUCUACCGGGAUGCCAACACACUGCUGUACGCGGACAACAAACCAAGCGAGGAGGCUAUCGAUCGCGUGGUAGAGAAGCUGAACAGAGAUAUCGACAAGAAGCGCAAAUUUCACCGCAAGCGCGCCAACGAGGAUGAGGGCGACAUCACAUACAUCAACGAGCGGAACCGUGUAUUCAACAAGAAGAUCGCACGGUUCUACGACAAGUAUACUGCCGAGAUCCGCGCAAGCUUCGAGCGUGGUACCGCUCUAUAA
Molecule: messenger RNA, 861 nt
Organism: Gloeophyllum trabeum ATCC 11539
Lineage: Eukaryota; Fungi; Basidiomycota; Agaricomycetes; Gloeophyllales; Gloeophyllaceae
Product: SYF2-domain-containing protein
Exons: 6
Coding region: 1-861 (286 amino acids)
Cellular component (GO): Prp19 complex; catalytic step 2 spliceosome; post-mRNA release spliceosomal complex
Source: RefSeq, a predicted model, not a curated record